AUGGCCGCUCCCCACUUACCCCCAGCAACACUAAUGUUAAAACAGUUCAUCAGAAGGCAACAAGUUCUUCUCCUCUACAGAAGGAUUUUCCAAACAAUUCAGCAAGUUCCAAAUGAUUCUGAUCGCAAAUACCUAAAGGAUUGGGCAAGGGAAGAAUUCAAAAGAAACAAAAGUGCCACUAGGCAUGCCACCAAAGAGGAUACAAUUCGGAUGAUGAUUACUCAAGGCAAUAUGCAGCUCAAGGAGUUAGAAAAAACACUUGCUUUAGCAAAAUCUUAA
Molecule: messenger RNA, 279 nt
Organism: Nomascus leucogenys (northern white-cheeked gibbon)
Lineage: Eukaryota; Metazoa; Chordata; Mammalia; Primates; Hylobatidae
Product: LYR motif-containing protein 2-like
Cellular component (GO): mitochondrion
Source: RefSeq, a predicted model, not a curated record